GGAGAGACAAAUAUGGAAGAGCCAAACGCAUCUCUCAUCUCAUCUUCUCACCAGCCCCGGGCCGCUUGUGUGGAAACGACGCCGUCUCCUUCCCGAUAUUUCCCACGACCCUGUCUGAGAGGCGCCUUAACGGCUUGUGAAGGGACUGAUACAGCCUCUGCUCACGCUCGCUGAGAGAGAGAGAGAGACAGAGAGAGGGAGGGAUGGCGCAGGUACAGACAUCUCAAUUUCUUCUUCAAUUAUGGGCUCCUCCGCCGAUACCCAGGGUGAUGGUGGGAAAACAAAGCCUGAAAUGCUCUAGUGACCAAUCUUUUACAAGUAAACCGGCGAUCAGAAGUAUAAUGACUGGGAUUGCUGCUUCGCUGAUAUUUCUCUUCCCCGCUAAUCAGGUUUAUGCAAAUGAUUUCUCGAAUCGCCGCAUUGUAUGCCAGCUUGCUAGCGCUACAGAGACUUCAAUGACAUUGCCAUUUGAUAAGGGGUCUGGAGAAGGAAGCCAGAAGUUUAUGGUCAUGCGAGGUAUGACGGCUGAUAAUUUUGAUCCUCUCAGAUAUUCAGGAAGAUGGUUUGAAGUGGCAUCUCUUAAACGAGGAUUUGCCGGACAAGGCCAAGAAGACUGCCACUGCACUCAAGGAGUGUAUACAUUUGACAUGGAGGGACCAUCAAUCCAGGUCGACACCUUUUGUGUACACGGUGGACCAGAUGGAUACAUAACCGGCAUAAGGGGGAAGGUCCAAUGCAUUCCGGAUGAAGAAUUGGAGCAAAAGCAAACUGAUUUGGAAAAGCAAGAAAUGAUCAAAGAGAAGUGUUAUCUCCGUUUUCCUACACUGCCAUUCAUCCCGAAGGAGCCAUAUGACGUCAUAGCCACUGAUUACAACACUUUCUCUCUUGUCUCUGGUGCGAAAGACCAAGGUUUCAUCCAGAUUUAUUCCAGGACGCCAAACCCCGGACCCGAAUUCAUCGAGAAGUACAAGACUUACUUAGCAAAGUUCGGUUAUGACCCGAACAAGAUCAAGGAUACACCACAAGACUGUGAGGUCAUGUCAGAUAGCCGGCUUGCUGCGAUGAUGUCCAUGUCCGGGAUGCAACAAGCUUUGACCAACCAGUUUCCAGAGUUAGAGCUAACAGCCCCUAUCCAACUCAACCCUUUCACCAGCAUAUUCGACACAUUGAAGAAGCUUAUCCAACUCUAUUUCAAGUAGGCGUGCCGUUAAUACGCUCUGCUUGGAUUUCCCUCCUGAAACAUGUUCAUAUGAUACUCACCGGGAUAUUUCGAUAUAUUUGAAGCAAUUCCGGCAUAUACAUCGUCCAAUCGAAUGCAAAGAUUUGCCGUGG
Molecule: messenger RNA, 1332 nt
Organism: Rhodamnia argentea
Lineage: Eukaryota; Viridiplantae; Streptophyta; Magnoliopsida; Myrtales; Myrtaceae
Product: chloroplastic lipocalin
Exons: 5
Coding region: 204-1199 (331 amino acids)
Molecular function (GO): small molecule binding
Source: RefSeq, a predicted model, not a curated record